UCUUUAUUUUCUUUGUGUUCGCUUUCUAUCCCUCUUUUUUUUUUUCAUCCCAUCCCAUCCAUCUAUUCCCCCUUUUAUCCUCCCUUUAGCUACAUCUUCGAAAAGCCAUGGCCCAGAACGACGCUUACGAUUUCCUUUUCAAGAUUGUCCUCAUCGGCGACUCUGGUGUCGGCAAGUCCAACUUGCUCAGCCGAUUCACCCGUGGCGACUUCAAUCUCGAAUCAAAGUCAACCAUCGGUGUUGACUUUGGUGCCAGAACCGUCCAAGUCGAGGACGGCAAGAUGAUCAAGGCCCAGAUUUGGGAUACAGCUGGUCAGGAGCGUUACAGAGCCAUUACGUCGGCCUAUUACCGUGGAGCUGUGGGCGCGUUGUUGCUGUACGAUAUCACGCAGCACGGCACAUACGAGUCUGUGUCAAGAUGGCUCUCGGAAGUUCGCGAGCAUGCGGAUUCGAACAUCAUUGUGAUGCUGGUCGGUAACAAGUCGGAUUUGAGACAUCUGCGCUCGAUCCACACGGAGGAGGCCAAGACCUUUGCGGAGGAGAACGGAUUGAUGUUCAUCGAGACCUCGGCCCUGGACGCGACGAACGUUGACAUGGCCUUCACUCGGUUGUUGACUGAGAUCUACAAGGUUGUGACGAAUCAUAUGCCAAAGGAGGGUGGCAAGGAUGAACUCAAGGCUGGAGGCGCUUCGAUCAGCAUAACGCCAACUCCCCAGGACAAGCCUGCCGGUAACGGAUGCUGCUAAGCAAUCAAAAGUGCCGUCCUGCAUGCGAACGGAGCGUAAGGAAGAAGUCGUCUUGACGACACGGAAGCAAGCAAGGUCAGGCAUACACAAGCAGAGGAAAGAAAGGCCAGCGGACAGCGGACAUGAAAAGUGCUGGAGCGAAGCCCUUCCCCUCCUCCAAAAAAAAAAAAAGAAAGGAAAAAAAGAAAAAAAAAAGAAAAGAAGGACGGGAAGGGGGGAAGGACAUCAGCCGCGCGGCUGUUGCUGUUCUUGUUGUCAUAUUCGUGUAUAUUCACUUCACUACUAGUUUUCUAUGGAAUAAAUCAAGUCCAGAC
Molecule: messenger RNA, 1060 nt
Organism: Gamsiella multidivaricata
Lineage: Eukaryota; Fungi; Mortierellomycota; Mortierellomycetes; Mortierellales; Mortierellaceae
Product: rab11 protein
Exons: 4
Coding region: 108-746 (212 amino acids)
Cellular component (GO): endosome
Molecular function (GO): GTP binding; GTPase activity
Source: RefSeq, a predicted model, not a curated record